UCAAGAAUAGCUUAGUAACAAAGUGAAAGAAAACAAAUAACAUAAUACUGCUGAUCUUUUUAUAAUCAAAAAACCUUGUUUGCCUUGACGUUUUUCACUUGAUUGUGAUCAAUUUAUUGUGCUCAUUGUUAUUUUUCUGUGUACUUCUUUACUGUACCUGCACUUGUAGCCUAUUUAUCAUCAAUUUACUUUUCAGUUUUUUUCUAAAGUAAAACCAACCUCUGAUAUAACCUAUUGAAUUUGCUGGAUAGUUUUGACCCUUGAAUAUGUGUAUUAUACGCAAACAUUUACCCGAUUGUGAAGAUGAAAUAAGCGCCAACAUUAACCCUGAGGAAGUAAUCAAUCCAACCACUAUCUCAGAUAAUGAUGGCGACCAUGAAGAAGAAACCAUCACAACAAAUCAAAAUCAAAUUGACUUGGAUCGUCAGAUAGCUGAGGAAUUUCAAGCUCGUGAAAUGGAAAGACAAGAUAGAAACCGAGCUCGUCGGUUCCGUGAACAACAGCAAAGAACCGUCCUACGACCUGAGCCUACCUUCAGAGGGCUUGGUUGUCGUGGUAAAAGCCACAAAAAAUAUCGCCGUUACGAGAACGCCAACCUUUUCAAAGACAUACCUGUGAUCGAUGGUGAUGAUCAUCUUGCUGAAUUGUCCAUUUACGACUUUGUGCCUCACUCUGUCACUGCCCUCACUGAACUUUUAAUGAACAAGGAAAAUAUGCAAGUAUGGAACCGCUUUAUUCACCUUCCAGAGGAAGCUCAAGAAAAUUUCUUGAGAAAAUAUAAUAAUCGAAGCAGAAAGCGAGACUCUAACAAGUCUCUGAAGAAUAGCAAACAAAACUCUUCGGCAAAAUUUGCCCUGUUUAUUGUUAAUAUCGAAGAUCAAUGAACAAGGUGUUUUACUUGACAAAAACACCUUUAACAGGUUGAUUACCAGCGCACAUCCAGUGGAAUCGUCGAUAGCUGUUUUAAAAGAUUGGAAAAAUGACUACUCCAAUUAUUCCUAUAAGUAUCAUAUGGUAGCCAUUUGACGGAUAGACGAGUUUUGACAUUUAUUUCGGACUUUUUCUCAAGAUGUAUUAAACUGGUAAUCAUUUACACUAUCGGGAUCUAAUUUAAUAACUACAAAAUCAACAACAAAAAAAGGAAAUCAAACAAGCAGAUGUGACAAUUUCAGCUCAAUCAAGUGCAAACGAACCUUUCUGAUUUUGGAUGGUUUGUUUUCUUGUUUUUCGUUUUUCUUCGUACAAAAUGCCCAAUCAUGAUUUUCGGUAAAAAUAAGCUACAAAAUAAGUUUAUUAACCAAAAUCAAACCAAAAAAAGGACAAAAAACUUCAAAAUGACUGUAUUUAAAAUCAGAGAUUACCCUGCAAAUUUUCUUUGCAAAUUUUGUUUUGUCAUUUUACUCAAUUGUAAUAUUUCCUCAAAUUUACUCUAUGUUUUAGGACGACGAGAUGCAGCAAAUUUGUUCGUUGCAUAUUGUAUCAUUAUCUGAUCGCCAUCUUCAUUUGACCAAUUGUAUUUACAAUAGACUCUUCUCUGCUUCAUAAUGUAUUAAAAUAUAUUGACAUUGCAUUACA
Molecule: messenger RNA, 1575 nt
Organism: Tetranychus urticae (two-spotted spider mite)
Lineage: Eukaryota; Metazoa; Arthropoda; Arachnida; Trombidiformes; Tetranychidae
Source: RefSeq, a predicted model, not a curated record